This is a messenger RNA of Ochlerotatus camptorhynchus, 788 nucleotides long. RefSeq names its product coiled-coil domain-containing protein 25. The transcript is spliced from 3 exons. The record is from RefSeq and is a predicted model, not a curated record. The coding region runs from base 115 to 741 and encodes 208 amino acids. Lineage: Eukaryota; Metazoa; Arthropoda; Insecta; Diptera; Culicidae.
AAACUCAAAAUUUUCUUGGAAAAAGUCGCCUUUUCCUGAAGCAAACAACAACAAUAUUGGAUUUUGAACGGCUAAAUCGAGGCAAAUACUGUGCGAAUUGAGCGAAAUUAAAAAAUGGUAUUCUACUUCGAGAGUGAUGUCGUCCAACCGCCGGUGACCCUCUUCAUGGGGCUUGAUAAGUACGAAAAUGAAGAUCUAAUCAAAUGGGGCUGGCCGGAAGACGUUUGGUUCCAUGUGGACAAAGUGUCCUCAGCGCACGUGUACCUCCGCUUGGCCCCGGGACAAACACUGGACAACAUUCCGUUGGCGGUGCUCGAGGAUGCCUGCCAGCUGGUCAAGGCCAACAGUAUUAAUGGCAACAAGAUGAACAACAUCGACAUCGUCUACACCAUGUGGGAGAAUCUCAAGAAGACUCCGGCCAUGGAAGUUGGUCAGGUUUCGUUCUACAAGGACAAGGAGGUGCGGAAAAUGCGCGUCGAGAAACGUGUCAACGAUAUUGUAAACCGAUUGAAUAGAACUAAGCGUGAGGAACAUCCGGACUUCCGGGCGGAGCGGGAAAAGCGGGACGCCGAUGAACGAGCGGACAAGAAGCGUCUUGCACGGGAAAAUCGCGAGAAAGAAAAGGACGACGAGAAGCGACGGCAGGAAGAAGCCGACAUCAGAAGCUACAAUUCGCUGAUGAAGUGGGAGAACAUGACCAGCAACUAUGAUGCAGGGAACGAUUCGGAUGAGUUCAUGUAAGGAAGGAAGCAAGUAUGCGGUAAGCAGAAUAAAUUAUUGUAAUCGUU